UCUAGUGACGACCUUUACCCAACACUGCAGACCAAGGGGAAAGAUGGGCGUACCUACACUUACUCUCCUGCUGGUUCUGAGCAUUGUACGCAGUGGAGUUACUGUCACUAGUGAUGCUAAAGGAUGUGGAUACACUAUAGUUCUUCUUGGAUCCACUGGUGACCUUGCAAAAAGAUACAUUUGGCCGGCUCUUUUCGAUAACUCCCUCCAGCUCUACACACACCACCUUCAAGACUGUCAAGAGCAAAGACUGGUGAUAUUUGGAGCAUCUAGGUCAGAGGUGGCUGAUAGAGAGACAGCUUUGGAUAAGUCACUGGUGAACGUGAAAUGCAAACAAAGUGAUUCUCAAUGUUUAAAACUAUUAGCGAACUUCAAAGAAUCAAUUAAUUUCGUUAAAGUGAAGACAUCGUUGGACUUUGAACAACUUUCUCAGAUAAUUAGAGAUAGAUAUGAAGUAUUGAACAUUAUGGAACUUGGUAGACUAGUGUAUCUGUCGAUACCGCCAUCAGCAUAUGUUGCAACUGUGGAUCACAUCAGCGAGCACCUCAAGCCGAGCGGGUUGACAUGGUUACGAGUUAUCCUGGAGAAACCGUUUGGCCAUAACCUCUCAUCAGCACUGGCACUCAAUGAGGCAAUAUCUGAGCAGCUUGAGGAAAUGCAGGUGUAUCGAAUUGACCACUAUUUGGGGAAGUUUGGAGUUCAGCUAAUAUCCAACUUCCUGGCAGUGAACAGUGAUGUGUUGAAGCCACUAUGGAACAGUAAUGGAGUACAGUUGAUGGAGGUAGCUAUGGAGGAAACACUGGAUGUUAGUGGGAGAGGAAGUUUCUAUAACGCUAACGGUGUAAUCAGGGAUAUUCAUCAAAACCAUUUAACUGAGAUAUUGACUAUUUUGUUAAUGAAUCCGAUUUCGGACCACCAAACGGAAAAGUUCAAAGUUUUGUCUGACCUCUUCUCCCCUCGUCUACACCAUACCGUCCUCGGACAAUAUACUGACUAUCAGAAACACUUGCAGGAGGACGGGCUACACAACCAUAGCAACACACCCACAUAUGCAUCAGUGGCACUGUACUCAAGAAACCCUAAAUGGAGUGGCGUACCUUUCGUGUUAACGUCCGGGAAACAGUUGAGUAGAAGAAGAGCAUUCGCACGAGUUAUUUUCAAGCAAGGUGUUGUGACAGGUUGGACUGGGCGAUUGGGUUGUCCGCCCGAAAUACACUUCCUCAUUCAGCAAGAUGGAUCGAAACCUGGUAUUCUAAUCUCAGAACACUUUUCAAGUCUUGAACUAAAAAUGUCCACCACAAGCAUCGACUGGAUAAAGACACUAUACAAUGAUCCUGAAAGCAACUGUUUAUUUACUCAUUUUGAACCGAAGGCGGACAUUACGAGCAACUCUUAUAUAUCACUGAUUGGAGCUGUACUCAACGGAGAAAAAGAAUAUUUUGUAGACUCGGAGUGUUUGCUAGAAUCAUGGAGGAUCUGGACUCCUUUACUUGAAGAGAUUGAUCUAAUACAACCACACCCCUUACUGUACUCGGCAGAUGAUCUCCCGACCUUGGAGGAGCUCAGUUUUCAUGGAAUUAGACGUACCCCACCACAUACUCAGAAGUUGGAAAACCCGUUUCAAGAUCAUGUAACUUUAUUUUCUGCUAACUCCACUUUUGCUGAGAGUGAACAGAUUAAGCACAAGAUUGUACUAGCGAAUAAGUAUGAACUGUCUAAUAUACUUGCUGAAGAUUUACUGAGUGUUGCUGUGGUCUCAAUUGAUACUCAUGGAUCCUUCCACCUUGCCCUCCCUGGUGGGACCAGCCCUGUAUUAUUACUGGGUUCUCUAUCACUGGACUAUCAGCAUUCGUUUCCAUGGGGUCGUACCCAUAUAUGGCAAACAGACGAACGAUGUGUUUACCCAACAAACCAACAUUCAAAUUUCCGACAGCUAGCAGACCACCUCCUCUCAACUGUCCCCAUUCCGUACCUGAACCUUCACCCCAUGCCAGUUCAUCUACAGCAAGGAUUGUGCAUACACGGAGAUUAUGGAGCCGAUUUCUAUCAAAAGCAAUUGAUCGAUUUUCUUCCCGAGGGUCAGCUGGAUUAUGUGUUGCUAGGCGUUGGCAGUGACGGACAUAUUGCAUCAAUAUUCCCUUUUUACCAGAAUGUGCCAAAGGGCGAUAAACUCGUGGAAGUUGUGGAAUGGGAUGGAAUUUUUAUGAAUAAGCGCAUGACUCUGACACUGAACUGUAUACUAGAAGCCAGACACAUUGGUCUGGUUUUCAUUGGAGAGAACAAGAGAGACAUUGUACAAACAGUAAAGAGAAGCUUUGACUCUUCACUGGACAAUAGUGGAGAGCAGCUACCAGUAUUGAAGCUGAUACAAAGAGCAAAGAAAGAACAAUUGACUCUGUACAUUGACCAGUCAUGCUGUCAAUAAUUGAUUGCGAAUGUUGAUUCAUUAAUUCAUUGUUUACCAAUCAUGCUAAUAAUUAUUGUUAUUGUGUAUAAAAAAUUAAAUUGUUGAUCGUAAGUA
Halichondria panicea is the source of this 2521-nucleotide messenger RNA. RefSeq names its product GDH/6PGL endoplasmic bifunctional protein-like. Bases 44 to 2425 code for a protein of 793 amino acids. The record is from RefSeq and is a predicted model, not a curated record. Gene Ontology annotation, molecular function: NADP binding; glucose-6-phosphate dehydrogenase activity; 6-phosphogluconolactonase activity. Gene Ontology annotation, cellular component: endoplasmic reticulum. The transcript has a single exon. Lineage: Eukaryota; Metazoa; Porifera; Demospongiae; Suberitida; Halichondriidae. Gene Ontology annotation, biological process: pentose-phosphate shunt; pentose-phosphate shunt, oxidative branch; glucose metabolic process.